Molecule: messenger RNA, 827 nt
Organism: Cannabis sativa
Lineage: Eukaryota; Viridiplantae; Streptophyta; Magnoliopsida; Rosales; Cannabaceae
Product: zinc finger protein ZAT11-like
Exons: 1
Coding region: 63-713 (216 amino acids)
Source: RefSeq, a predicted model, not a curated record
ACCCAACCUCAAAACACAACACAACACAACAUAACAAAACAACCAAAGACUACUAAGAAAUUAUGUUGAUGAUGAUGAAGAAGAGAAUUAGAGAAGAACAUGAAGAACAACAACAACAACAACAAAACAAUAGUAUCACCAAAUGUUUGAUGUUAUUACAAUCACACAACCAAUUCAUGAUGACCAAACCCAUCAAUCUGACUAACCCGACCAACCCGAUUAACCAAACUGGCUUCUCUGGUGGCCAUGUUUUCGAAUGCAAGACAUGUAACAAGCGAUUCUCGUCGUUUCAAGCACUAGGUGGACACAGAGCGAGUCACAAAAAGCCGAAACUCGUUACUAAUGAAGCAUUCGAAGAAGAAAACCAAUACGAUCAACAAAAAACUAUUGGGAGAAAACAUGAGUGCUCAAUAUGCGGAGUUGUUUUUAGUAUGGGACAAGCUUUGGGUGGCCAUAUGAGAAGACAUAGAGCUUCCAUUAAUGAUAAUGGGUCAGAUGGGUUUUCUUCAUUACUCAUUAAAGCAGCUACUGCAAAAGAACAAGAAGAAGAAAAAAAAAAUUCAACUCCACCAUUAAUGGUGUUGAAGAGAUCUAAUAGUAUUAGAAUUAAAGCUGAUUAUUGCUUAUUGGAUUUGAAUUUGACUCCAUUGGAGAAUGAUUUGAAGAUCUUGUUUGGGAAUAUGGCUCCUCUUAAUUCUAAUUUUAUUUUCUAAUUUUUUUUUUUGGUAGUUUUUGAUUGAAAAUUCAUUUAUUCAUUUGGAUUUAUUGUACAAUUCAAUUUAUUGUUGUUGUUAUUAUUAUUAAUUAAUUAACUAGUUUAAUUACCA